UGAUGUCUAAAUUAUGACUAAAGCUAAAUUAUGUUUUAGUCAAAAGACUAUGAUUAAACUUUAAAAAAAAUUAUUUUAACAUGUUUCAUUUAUUUGGAGGUAAGGCCAUUUAAGGAUUACUGCCACCCUGUGCCACACGUUUAUGCACGCCUCUGCUCCACCCACAGUUAAAAGUAAGAGAGUUGUAUCGAAGAGAAAGAACUUGGAGCUUUUCCUCAACGGGUAAGCAAAGUCUAGCUUUUCAUGCUCUCUGUAUUAAGUUCACACUGGAAGUAUGGCACUCUAUAAGGACGAAAGCCAGGACGACGGACCAGAAUGCCCGGUAUGUUACGAGUAUCUUUCCGGGGCCGAACGAACUUUAAGCUGCGGACAUGUUUUCUGCCACGACUGUCUAGUCAAAACACUGGUGACCAUCAACAGUGAUGGAAAUAUCAGAAACACGAUCGUUUGCCCGAUCUGCCGACAUCUUACAUUCAUCGAAAAACAAAAUGAAGCGCUGAAGUCACUCGCGGCCGAUAAUGAUCCGAAAGAGCGGCAGACCCUGAAGGUACCUCUCCCUUUGCCGGUGGGACAGCAGCAGAGCGCACGGCGCGCCUCAGGAGACAGUUUACCGAGUGAAGUUUACUGUAUCACUCGCUGCUUUAGAAGCUUUUCUGAGCGAGCUCGCCGACAGAAGCGGAUCAGCCCCUGCCAAAAGGGAUCCCAGAUAUUCAUCAUAAGCGCCCAAGGGCGACCCAUGACUGAAGGAGAUGCGCCCGGUGUUGUAAUAUCUGUGGCUCGCCCCCAGCGCAGGCGUAGGAUUUGCACGACAACCGGAUGGCUGUUCUGCCUGCUGUCUUUGUUUGUUUUACUCGCAGUGACAGCUUCGGUUUUUCCCUGGAUUGUGCUGAUGUAGCCCAGCGAUCCGCAUGCCUCGGUCAAAGUGCCGGUAUUGAGUAACUUACUGACAUUUAAAGAAGAAAACGCAAUUGGUUGUAUUCAGUGUCCAGAAUUACUGAAAAUGGAGUGAAGUGCUUUAGUUGGAGUGAGGAUUUUCAAGAUGUUAUCAGUUUCUUUCCUUGAUUCUAUGGAAAGGUUUAUACACGUGACUUGUCCUUUAGCGAGAAUUGCCAAGCAAGUCUUUAUCUUAGAGAAGCCUCAAACAGUAAAACCUUUUGUUCUGCAAUCCUGUCUAA
Messenger RNA from Oreochromis niloticus (Nile tilapia), 1175 nucleotides. Its product is annotated as RING finger protein 222. The record is from RefSeq and is a predicted model, not a curated record. The transcript has a single exon. The coding region runs from base 275 to 895 and encodes 206 amino acids. NCBI's taxonomy places the organism in Eukaryota, Metazoa, Chordata, Actinopteri, Cichliformes, Cichlidae.